Molecule: messenger RNA, 2763 nt
Organism: Solenopsis invicta (red fire ant)
Lineage: Eukaryota; Metazoa; Arthropoda; Insecta; Hymenoptera; Formicidae
Gene: Tom70
Product: mitochondrial import receptor subunit TOM70
Exons: 8
Coding region: 362-2134 (590 amino acids)
Molecular function (GO): protein binding
Source: RefSeq, a predicted model, not a curated record
GAAAUCACCAAUUUGUCUUCUUUCUAUAUUUGUCAAGAGGGCGCUGCUGAACAUCGAAUCUUUCAAGUUCACGCGAUAGCCAUAGCCGCGUAUCCGGCGUAUCCAGGCGCGUAUCGUGAUUGAUCGUGAUUGAUCGUCGAUACCGAGGAGUUCAGAGGAGUUCGAGGACUCGAGGACGGUUGAGGAAAAUCAUUCGCAACGCAACGGGAUCGCAGGAGUAGUCUGCAUGAUCAUCGUCUGAACCACGUGUUACCUCGUGCCAUCGCAGCCUCACGAUCUCACGCCAACCUCGCUCUAGCCUCCUCGUCGCGAUUCCGGUGGAGCCGUCCGCGUGCGGUUAACGAUUCCCCCGGUCGUAGGAAUGACCUCGAGUGGCAGCAGCCCGAUACCGAAAUGGCAGCUUGCCCUAGUGGUUGGAGCGCCGGUUGCCCUCGGCCUCGGCUACAUGUACUACAGGAACAAAAACAGUAGCAGCAGUAGUAAGGUAGACAAGCCGGAACGCGACAGGUUUAGGAGCGGCGCGGCGGCCAGGGAGAACGGCGCGCCCGCCGACAAGCAGAUCUCCAUCGACGGCGAUUGCAAAGUGCCUUCUCCUGCAGCCGAAUCGGAGACUCCUUUACAAAAGGCGCAAAAGUAUAAGAAUGAAGGAAAUGUACAUUUCAAAGCAGGAAAAUAUGAUGAAGCUAUUGCUAGAUAUAAUAAAGCAAUUGACAUUUGUCCAAAAGAGAAAGUGGAGGACCUAGCAACUUUUUAUCAAAAUAGAGCGGCUGCAUAUGAGCAAUUGAAAAAAUAUAGUGCUGUAAAGGCAGACUGUACAAAAGCAUUAGAAUUAAACCCAAAAUAUGCAAAAGCUUUGCUACGUCGAGCACGUGCUCUGAAGGAAAUAGGAGAGUUGGAAGCUGCUUUGGAGGAUGUGACUAUUGCAUGUAUUCUUGAAAAUUUUUCUAAUCAGACUUCUCUCACAAUGGCAGAUAAAAUCUUGGAAAAGCUUGGGAAACAACAUGCCCAGGAAAAUUUGGCAAACAAAGACUUUAUAAUGCCAAGUAAACAUUUUAUUAAAACUUACAUUAUAUCUUUUCCUAAUGAUCCAGUGUUCACUAGGCUUCAACAUCCAGAAAAUAUUCCAGAAUUUUUCAAGAAACCAUUACAAGCGUUAAAAGACACGGAGUAUGAUGAUAUAAUACCACUGUGCACAGAAAUUAUUAAAAGACCUGAAUUCAAUAUGUUACCUUCGUCUAGAAUUGAGGUGUUGUUAUUACGAGCUACAUUUUAUUUAUUGUUGGGCAAACACACUGUCGCAUUGGAAGAUUUCGAAAGUAUAUUGAACAGUGAAGAUACGUCCGAUGAUGUUAAGAUAAACUCUCUGAUAAAGAGAGCAGCCUUACACAUGCAACUCGAGGAUACGGAAAUGACUUUCAAGGACUUUGAAUUGGCUAUUAAGAUGAAUCCAAGUUAUAGCGAUAUCUACCAUCAUAGAGGACAGGUAAAUUUGCUCAUGAACAGAAUAGACGAAGCUAAACGCGAUUUUGAAAAGGCUGUUGAAUACAAUCCAAACUUUGGCAUAGCAUACGUGCAAAAAUGUUACACGGAUUAUCAUUUUGCGAUGUUCAAUAGGGAACAUGGAUUAGCCGAAGCGGCUGUGAGAGACUUUGAAAGAGCUUUCGAAAAGUAUCCAGAUCCCCCUGAAUGUACAUAUUCUUAUAUAAUGUAUGCUCAGAUGAUGUGCGAAACUCAAGAAUAUCAAAAGGCUGAUGCUUAUUUUGCCAAAGCAAUAGAGAAAGAUCCAGAGAACGCAACUGUCUAUGUGCACAGAGGUUUAUUGCAAUUGCAGUGGAACGGUAAUGUCGACAAAACUGUGGAAUACAUUAAUAAAGCGAUAGAACUGGAUGAAAAGUGCGAGCUUGCUUAUGAAUCGUUAGGUAGUAUCGAAGUGCAAAGAGGAAACAUAGAAGAAGCAAUAAAAUUAUUUGACAAGGCUCUAAUGUUAUGUCGUACGUUUAUGGAACUGACACAUAUAUACAGCUUAAGAGAUGCUGCAAAAACACAACUUAAUAUAAAGAAUCGAUUAGGUAUGGAUGUUAUUCGGCCUUCUCGAUUCAUGUCGAAUCAUGCUGACCAUGUUCUAAAUUACUAAAAAAUUAAAAAUAAAAGACCACUGUUACUAAACUACAAGUCAAUCAAAUUUCAUGUUAGCACAUCAAUCUUCACGCAACAUGAUAUCAUAUAAGAUAUCCCAAAAAUUGAAGCAAUAUUAUACCAGUUUGCAUUAUUAUAUCAUGUUUGCAUUAUUGAAAGUUAAGUUUAUAACUUUGUUUCCAACUGCAUUUGAUGAUUUACACAAAAAAUGUUAGUGAUAUAUAGUAGUUAUCAUAGAUAGUUAUCAAAGCUUUAAAGUAUUUGUUAGCAGCUUAAGUUUAUAAAUUACUAUUUAGAAUUGCUCAAGUUUUAUUUUGUAACUUUGUUUGCGUAAAUGUUAAAAUUUGUUAUGUCCUUUAAGUAAUUUUGUGAUUAUAAUCACCAAUGUUUUACCUUCUAAAGGAGAAAAUAUUUAUCAAUUUUAUUUAGAAUUCUUUAGGGAAUAUUUUACAUGUUAAAAACAGCCUAUUAUCAAUGAUUGACAAAAUUAUCUUUUUAGAUAAUUAUUUUCGAAUUGUAUACAAAGUUUGUAUAAAACUUGUACAGAAGCUAUUUUAUGGUUAUUCCUUAUUUGAUCAUGUGCAGAAAAUCAUGUAUUAAUCAAAUAAAUAUUUGUAAUAUACUUUA